Messenger RNA from Leptidea sinapis, 3504 nucleotides. RefSeq names its product alaserpin-like. The transcript has 10 exons. Gene Ontology annotation, molecular function: serine-type endopeptidase inhibitor activity. The coding region runs from base 1662 to 2861 and encodes 399 amino acids. NCBI's taxonomy places the organism in Eukaryota, Metazoa, Arthropoda, Insecta, Lepidoptera, Pieridae. The record is from RefSeq and is a predicted model, not a curated record.
AUUCUAGUUUCCUAUGAAUUGUGAGCUCUCACUUGACUUGUUAUUAUUUAUAUUAUCCCGUAUUAUCAUAGAAUCUAAAUAAUUGCAGCAAUUGUGUUUGAAAUACAUGAUAACGAUAAUAUGAUUAAUUACUAUUUCAAGAAAAGUCGUUGUUCUGAUAAGCGUUAAUAAAAUUUGUCAUCAAUUUAAGACAAUUAUCAACAUGUUUCGCAAGGAAUGAGGAAAUAACAAUUACAAUAAUAAUAACAAUAGUGAAGCACUUUUGCACAAAUAAUCAAGCUCCGAACAACAGUUAGCUGUACUAUAGAUGUUAGACAACGAUGUGUAUUUAAUACAAUACAUGUAUAUUACAUACUUAAACAUAUUUAUCACAAAUUCAGCCGGUCAGAGCUCUAUAUCAUAUUUACUGUGAAAUAAUUGCGACAUUUGUUUCUGCGUUCAAUACGACGGCUUUCUCUCAAAAAUAUAUCUUAGCUGAGCACGAAUUUGAGACCCCAACUAAACCAUGAGUAGCAAUGGAAAAUCCCCUCGCUUGUCACGCGAAAUGCGCUCGCUUUCUCGAUGUUUUGGAGGUGUGGCCAACUAUUGGGCAGAAAUAUUUGUAAAAGCAAGGUCGCUCCGAGAAGUGUGCGAACAUCCCAAGAAUUUACAAAACUUCCGAUGGAGCUGGAUCCAACUAAAGGGUUUUAUUACGGAAACGGGGGCAAACAAUACCAUAGCAAGUUGUUCUUCCGUUAAAAAGUAUUAAGAUAUGAUAACACUUUAUGUGUAGAGGCAGUGGGUGACAUUAAUUAUUAUCAAUUAUCAAUUUGAUUAAAUGUAGGUUCGGUGCAAAUAAACACAUCACACAUGAUAAUAUUAUUUAUUUGAAGAGACCGGUUCCUCAAGUGAUAUAAUAUUUAAUAUCUUUCUAUUUUUCUUUUCUUUUGCCCUCAGAAUAUUUUUCGGAUUUUCGCCUUUAUUAGCUUGCUUUGUUUCUCUAUACGCUAGUAAUAUAGCUAGGUAAUACUAUUGUAAGUCUAUGCAUACAACAUUUUAUUGGUUAUUUUCUUUGCAAACGAGCAGAGCCGUAAUUAAUAACAAAAUUAAAACUUUAAUGAGUUUCCACUCAUUGUGUUUAUAUUUAUCGAUAAGUUUUAAGUUUUUCUAUGAAAUAUGAAAACUUUAUUGCUAUGUAAGUAAUUCUUUUUCAGUUAUAAAGUAAGAAUUGCUGACCCGGCAAUCGAUGUUUUGUUACCCGCUCAUUUUAUGAAUUAUCAUAUUAUGUAGUGAAAUAUCAUUGACUCAAUUAUUUGUAAUGCGAAUAUAAGUAUUUCUAAGUCAAUAAAAUAUAGGUUUCGGAUAAGUAAUCAACAACAUAUCAUAUACUAAAACCUUCUCCGAAACACACUGCAUCUUAUGGUAUAAGUAGUAUUCCGAUUGGUUCAGUAGUUUUUGCAGUAUAACUGAAGUAAAAAACAGCUCUCCAUUUAUUAGUAAAGAUUUAUUAAUAUAUCGUUAGUUCCAAAUUCUGAGGGAUAUGUGUAUGAGCGUUUUUAAUUAAUGUUGUUAAAUAAUGACUUUUUCAUAUUUACAUCCGAGGAGACACAAGCGCACGUGAUGCAGCUGAUGGGACCUGAAAACAGCCGUCAAUGUAAACUUCCAAUGAGAUAGGUCAUGAGAUGAGUUGCCGGCUGUUGGGAUUUUUUUUAAAUGUAAAUAAGGGACUAGUUCAUUUGCUGUUAGUAUUUGUAAUGGUAUUCGGUAAGAAGCGGUUAAGAGAAAAUCAAAAUCAAAACGUUCUUGAGUCUAAUACCACAUGGAUUGACAUUUCUGGAAACCUCAGAAAGAGUUUCGCUCUGGGCUACGCACUUGAUAAUUUCAAAAAGAACACUGUUUCUUCACCAAUUUCGGCACUACUAGCUAUCGGUAAGGUAGCUCUAGCUGCAACGGAUAAAAAUUUGGAGGAACUUCUUGAUGCCAUUGGUUUAAAAAACCGUAGAGAGAUUGGCCCACACUUUCGACCUAUCAUAGCAGCUCUACGAUUUCUACCAGGUGUGACGUUGGACAUAGCCAGUAGAUUAUAUGUUGAUAUAAAAACACAUCUUCAAUCAAAGUUUGAUGAAGAAGCGAAGGAAAUCUUUCAUGCCAGUGUCGCCAAAGUGAAUUUUGAAACACCGGUCACUACAGCAGAUACAAUCAAUAAUUGGGUAGCAGAACAAACUAUGAAUAUGAUAAAGGAAAUUGUGAAAUCCGACGACGUGUCACCAGAUACUUCGUUAAUAUUAAUUAAUGCUAUUUACUUCUUAGGUAAAUGGAAGGAUCCAUUUGUAUCAGUUCAGGCUUCCACAUUUCACACGCCAACCGACGUCCGCAGAGUAAGCAUGAUGUCUAUUACACGGGAAUUCAACUAUACUGACUGUAAAUUUUUGAAUGCAAAACUCGUUAUGAUACCCUACGUCGGUGGUAAAACCUCAUUCCUGAUCGUCGUACCAAAUGCUAUAAAUGGACUUAAAGUUCUAUUGGCACAAUUGAAGUUAGCUCCGGAAUUGCUGAACAAGGCAAUCGAUGAAAUGAAGCCAAAAAAAGUAGAUCUAGCAAUGCCCAAAUUUAAAAUAGAAUCAAAAAUGGAUCUGCGUAAUAUGCUUGAAAAGGUUGGUGUAAAGCGCAUUUUCAAUAAAUAUGAGUCAGGCUUGAGUGGCAUGGUAAAGGAUAAAAAAGUUUUCGUGUCGAAAGCGACACAAAAAGCAAUUAUUGAGGUUAAUGAAUUUGGUACCGAGGCUGCGGCAGUAUCAGAAUGCGGAACACGUCCCGUAUUGGAGCAUUCGCGCUGUCUGUUUGAUGGGACCUUAAAUUUAAAACUUGCCAGAAGAAUAUAUUAGCACAAAGCUAUAUUAAUGUCAAAUAAUAGAGUAGUUGAUCGUUAUAAUUUAUUAUUUAUGGCAAACUCUGGAAUGCCAAGAUUACCACGGCUAAAAAUUCUUUUGAUGAUGUCGAACAACGUUAUAUAAGACUCUUCAUUUUUAUUACUCAUAAGCACAUGAAUCAACGGCACUACAUGAGUCUUUUUGGAUUUGGUCCCGAAAUCACCGUGGAUUGAAAAUAAUUGAACGAAAGGAGGUGGGACACGUAAUAACAAAGUAGCAUUGCAAAAAUACUCGUCUAUAGUUUCCAUUUUUGAUUUGGUAUCAUUUGUCACAAAUAUGAUUAUCCUACUAUCGCCAUGGGACAUGGGAUUAUAUAAAAAAUAAAGCCAAAGAUUUGGGUGCCUCAGUUGGCAAAGUAAAAGACUUUUUAGAGUACAUGAAGAAAUACUGGCUCAAACAUGAAAGUUUCAUUGCAGAAUGGAACGUUUACGGUCACACGAAACGACACAGAACAAUUAAUGUUUGCCAAAGUUGGCACUCUUCACUUAACAAAAUAAUUAACAAAAAUUAUGAGACAGUUAAUAAAUUAUUAACUGUCUUAAAAGAGGAUAUGGAAAUAGUCAUUGAAAAAAGCCCAAGGAAAAAGAGACAAAUUGAG